This is a messenger RNA of Trichoderma citrinoviride, 1638 nucleotides long. RefSeq lists its product as hypothetical. NCBI's taxonomy places the organism in Eukaryota, Fungi, Ascomycota, Sordariomycetes, Hypocreales, Hypocreaceae. The transcript is spliced from 2 exons. Gene Ontology annotation, biological process: negative regulation of glucose mediated signaling pathway; cAMP catabolic process; cGMP catabolic process. The record is from RefSeq and is a predicted model, not a curated record. Gene Ontology annotation, molecular function: 3',5'-cyclic-AMP phosphodiesterase activity; 3',5'-cyclic-GMP phosphodiesterase activity. The coding region runs from base 1 to 1638 and encodes 545 amino acids.
AUGACGGAGACGGUGUCGUCACCUGCGUUGCAGGUCAUUAUACUGGGCUCGGGAGGUGGCCCCCAAGAGUCAAAUACGACAGCGUUUCUCGUUCGUUCAGUGCCCCUGAACUGGCGCAAGGGCUCAAUAGUGGCUGUCGAUGGGGGCGUCCACCUGUCUGCCAUCACUCGCCUCAUUGAGGAGGCCUUGCCAGAGUCACCACCGCCGACGCCGACGCCAUCGUCGGUUCCUGCUCGUCAGAUCCUGACCAGCGGGCCCUUUGCUGGCCUCGAGCUGCCCUUCACCACGGCCUCGGCGAACGCUGCCUAUGUCACGCGCACUCUCGUCGAUACCUAUCUCAUCACCCAUCCGCAUCUGGACCACAUCUCUGCCUUUGUCAUCAACACAGCAGGCUUGCCCGGCACUCGUCCCAAGAAACUUGCCGGCCUUCCCGGUACCAUCAAAGCCCUCAAGGACCACAUCUUCAACAAUGUCAUAUGGCCAAAUCUCAGCGACGAAAACAAUGGUGCCGGUCUCCUGACAUAUCUCAGACUGGUAGAAGGUGGAAGUCCUGCACUGGGCGAGGGGUAUCUGGAAGUUUGUGACGGGCUACUGGUCAAGACGUGGAGCGUGAGCCACGGCCAUUGCAUGGAGAAGCACACACAUCGUGGAUCCUUCUGCAACCCGGCACCAACCCGUCACGGUAGUCAAGAUGGAUCAAGCAUACCGCUGCGGCGCGAUACCUACUAUCCUCACGGUCAUGACUUUGCAACCCAAUUUGCCCGUCGUGAACCCUUCAGCCACCUCUACCCCACAUCCUUCUCACGGCGGCAGAGCAUGAUGCCCCAGGCUGCGCUUGGCAUGGCCUCGCCUGUUCUCGGACCCAGCGACUUUGAGCCACGGCCAUGUGUCAACGACUCGAGCGCGUACUUUAUUCGGGAGGAGACGUACGAGCGCGAGGUGCUCAUUUUUGGAGACGUGGAGCCGGACAGUCUUUCUCUCAGCCCGCGGAACCUGAUGAUCUGGCAAGAGGCGGCGCCCAAGAUCGCUUCUGGGAAGCUGGCGGCCAUCUUUGUCGAAUGCAGCUAUACUGACGCACAGCCCGACGAGCGGCUGUUCGGCCACCUGAAGCCCGCCUAUCUCAUCGAGGAAAUGCAGGUCCUGGCCAACGAAGUAGAGGUCGCACGAACGGCACGUUCGCUUGAGACUAAGAAGCGCAAGCGGGAGGCUGAGGAGGAGCAGGAGAUGCAGCGGAAGAAGGUCCCGAUUGUGACCAUGCAGAGCCCGGGAUCCGACGAUCCGGUGUCGCCCAAAUCGGCCAACCCGCUCAACACGGCCGGCGACUACUUCCUCUACGGCGCGCCCGAUUCCGAGACGCCACACAUUGCCACCCCUACCGGCGAGCUAUCACUAGAUGAGUUUGCGGCUCCUGGCCCGGGACUACCGCCGCCCACUCCGGCUGUCACUGCCGCCGCUGAUGCUGGCGUCAAGAAGCCCCUCGAAGGCCUCAAGGUUGUCAUCAUCCACGUCAAGGAGACGCUCGCGGAUGGCCCGCAGGCCGGCGACUCAAUACUGCAGCAACUGUUGGACCAUGAGCGGGAAGCGCAGCUGGGGUGUGAGUUUAUCAUAUCCAAACCCGGGCAGAGCUUCUACUUUUGA